AUGAGAGCCCCAGGCUGUUGUCUGGUGCCACUGUUGCUGUUGGCUGUCGCCUUGGCGGAAGGGGACAGCAAAGGGGGUAAAGACGGAGACCAUCCAGGCAAUUUUAUGGAGGACGAGCAAUGGCUGUCUUCCAUUUCUCAAUACAGCGGCAAGAUCAAACACUGGAACCGCUUCCGAGACGAGGUGGAGGAUGACUAUAUCAAGAGCUGGGAAGAUAAUCAGCCAGUUGAUGAAGCUUUGGACACAACCAAGGACCCCUGCCAGAAAGUGAAGUGUAGCCGGCACAAAGUUUGCAUUGCCCAGGGCUACCAGAGGGCUAUGUGUAUUAGCCGCAAAAAGUUAGAGCACAGAAUCAAGCAGCCUGCCCUGAAACACCAUGGAAACAAAGAAAGCUUUUGCAAACCAUGUCACAUGACCCAGCUCGCAUCUGUCUGCGGCUCUGAUGGACACACUUACAGCUCUGUGUGCAAACUGGAGCAGCAAGCCUGCCUGACCAGCAAGCAGCUGGCAGUGAAGUGUGAGGGCCAGUGCCCCUGCCCGACCGAGCAUGGCCCCACCUCAACCACAGAUGUCAAACAAGAGACUUGUACCGGGCAGGACUUAGCAGACCUGGGAGACCGUCUGCGGGACUGGUUCCAGCUCCUACGUGAGAACUCCAAGCAGAACAGUUCUGGAAACCCAGGGGCCAAUCCAGUGAAUGUGCUGGACAAGAGCCUGGUGGCCAGUUGCAAGGAUUCCAUUGGCUGGAUGUUUUCCAAGCUGGACACAAACAAUGACCUUUUCCUGGACCAGACAGAGCUCGCAGCUAUCAACCUAGACAAGUAUGAGAUUUGCAUCCGGCCCUUCUUCAACUCCUGUGACACCUAUAAGGACGGCCACGUCUCCACUGCCGAAUGGUGCUUCUGCUUCUGGAGAGAAAAGCCCCCCUGUCUCGUGGAGCUGGAAAGGAUCCAGAUCCAAGAAGCAGCAAAAAAGAAACCUGGUGUUUUCAUUCCAAGCUGUGAUGAAGAUGGAUACUACAGGAAGAUGCAGUGUGACCAGAGCAGUGGGGAGUGCUGGUGUGUUGACCAGCUUGGCAUGGAGCUGACAGGAACACGGAUACGUGGAAACCCGGACUGUGAUGACAUAGUUGGGUUCUCGGGGGAUUUUGGGAGUGGCGUUGGAUGGGAGGAUGAGGAAGAGAAAGAGACUGAGGAAGCUGGAGAAGAGGCUGAAGAAGAGGAGGGAGAGGCAGACGAUGGAGGCUACAUAUGGUAG
Emys orbicularis (European pond turtle) is the source of this 1257-nucleotide messenger RNA. RefSeq names its product SPARC (osteonectin), cwcv and kazal like domains proteoglycan 2 (gene SPOCK2). The transcript is spliced from 11 exons. The record is from RefSeq and is a predicted model, not a curated record. Gene Ontology annotation, molecular function: extracellular matrix binding; calcium ion binding; collagen binding. NCBI's taxonomy places the organism in Eukaryota, Metazoa, Chordata, Testudines, Emydidae. The coding region runs from base 1 to 1257 and encodes 418 amino acids. Gene Ontology annotation, biological process: anatomical structure development.